GGAAAUCAUGUCUGCUGACUGAAGCUGCUUCGCCUCCCUCGGCUGAAUUUCUCGGAUCUGAGCGGCACACAUGGAGGAGAGACGGCGUGUCCCCUCUCUAAAACGUCCUACAAAUCCACGUGGUUUCAGAUUUUAGCCUGUAAAGUAAUCCUAUCCGUCUAAUCUGACACAAAACUAUAAAUUAUGAGCGGCGUGUAAUCGCGGGGCUUCGAUUUGUGGCUCGACGUGGACACUUUUUGUCAUGUGGUUUGUGGGAAAACCCGGAUUGGAUCGCAGCGGUCACCUGGGCAAAGGACCUAAAAAAAAAGUGCCAAUGAGCUGAUUUGACAAACAACUUCUCCAAAAUUGAGCACAACACAGCCAAGAAUAUCUGCCAGAAAAAGUAAAUAACAAAUUCUCACAAGCCCAAAGCGAAUAAUCGACGUUUGCGCAAGUUUUGACGCAGAAAUGAACCAAAUUAAGACAUUUUUCCUCCUUUCCAACCACCAAUGUCUCAGCAUCCGAUGAGUCACGUGAAUACUAGGCUACACUUUAUGAAAACUUCAACUAAGAGGCGAUAUUAAGAGUUAAACGGUACAAAUUUCACCACGUAAAAAAGCGCCCUAGCUAUAGUCCACUCCAUAUCUUCUUGGGCGCAUGUCGGUGCCGCAGCUUUGCGCGGAUAAACAGCAGCUGUGCGCCGCGGAGCAACAAAAAGAAAACCCAAGGACAAAAACAGAUUUCCCAACGAACUGAAAAGGAAAUAAUCUUCCAUCUGUGAAUCCGAUAGUUAAUCAAUAAGACCCUGACGGUCCGAACUCCCCGGUUGAAUCGCCGCCGCCUCCGUGAAGCCGCGGGAACAGCCGGAGUGUUUUUCUCGUUUUUCCGCACAGACGCAGACGACUCCCUCCUGCUCGGCAGCGGCCUCCAUUUUAGCUCCUUGCCCGGUCGUUGCCUCACGUGUCCUGGACUGUCUUCCUCACAUGACCCGUGUGUUUGUCCCCGUGAUCAACGCUUCCAUCUCCGUAAAUCAGUGUCGUUGAAUAUCGGCGUUUUUUACACACCGGGAAAGCUUCAUGGAUAUGCUGGAGCAGAGUCUGGACAGCUCGGCGAGGUGAGAGGCUGAUGCUUGCUUCCUGCUCGGCGAUGGUGGCUCCCAACACGGCCUCAAAGCCGUUUUCUCCUUUAAGCGCAGUGCUGUUUGUUUGUAGCUUUCACGAACUGAAUACUUUUAAUUCCUGUGAAUUGUUUUGGGUUUUACCUUCUGCUUAAAUCGGCGGCUGUGCAGCUUUCAGGCGUGGUUCCUUUCGGCCCCCGUAGAGACAUUUUCAGCAGAUUUUAGCGCCUUUUUCCCACAUCUGUAACAUCACGAUUACUCUUUAUUUGAUCAACAAUGCAUACAAACACACUGGAGCACUUUGUGUCUGUUUUACAAGCUGGAAUCAAACUAUACUGUGCUGUUUUUCCUCACUAUUGCAGCUUUUUGUAGAAUUUAAAAAGUUAUUCAGUCUGUGGUUAAAAUGCUGAUAUAGUUUUUGAAGUUUGUCUUUUCUUGUGCAAAAUCAAAACCAGUCUAACUUUGAUUGAAACUCCAACUCGAGGCUUUUUCCUCCUUAAAGCUGCAGAAAAUUAGAUUUUUACGGCUUGAUCUUUAGUUGUGUAUAAAUAUAUUUUUGUUUUUUUCCAUCUUUCCUCGUGUCACCGCUAGGGGGCGCCUGUAACUCACAGCCUCUUUAGAAUCAGAACCAGAAACAGAAAUACUUUAACAGAACUCCAGUGCAAAUACAGUAAAAAAGAGGAGAUAAAUUAAAGAUAAAAUAAUUAAAAAUAAAGAGAUAAAUAGAAUAAUUAAAAAUAAAGAGAUAAAUAGAUAAAAUGAAUGAAAUAAGUAAAAGUUAAAAGAUAAAAUCAGUAAAAAUAAAGAGAUAAAAUAAGUCAAAAUAAAGAGAUAAUAUACAAGUAUGUGCACUAUAUACAACACAAACAGUAACAGUUUGUUAAGUUUAGUGUAGAGACCUUACAGUUAACUUCACAAACAGUAGCUGUUAAAUUUCUCAUGUCUGAGAAAGUUUCAUGCUUUGUUUAGUUUGAAAUGGACUUAUUUGGUUUUUCAUUUGGAUUUCAGUCACGACAAACAGGAAACAGAAGAGGUGGUGCAGUUGCAAGAAGGUGGGUGCCGAAUUUUUGGUAAUGCCGACAUAUGAGGCAAAUAAUCUUUUCUAAAAAUAAUAUCUGUGCUGCAUGUUUUAGUGUUACUUCUUUGAGCCACAUUAGGAAAAUCUGUCGGUAAGCACCUGCAGGAAUGCAUCCUCUCAUGUGCGUGUUUCACGACUCUGUUGUGGUGCAGAGCCACAAAUCUAAACCAGGCUUCCUUGUGUUGCAGGAGAGGCGGUGGGGACCGAGGAACAGACUGCAGUGACCAUCACUGGUGUUCCUCAAGCUGCGUUCGCUGAUCACAAUGUACAGUAUCAGUUUCGCACAGAGAACAGUGGAGGACAGGUGGGCAUGGAGAACUUCUCCACACGACAGUUGAUGUAGCUAAUAAAUCAGGCCACACCUCGAAGUAAGAAGAAGCACUCAACAGAUAAUGUAUAUGACUAUCUAAUGUAACAGGACUAUGUUCUACAGGGAUGUGAGUGUAACUUCUGGGUGUUUGAAAACCUGUCAUUAAACAGCUUAUUGUGUUAGCCAAGAAUGAGCAAAUACAAAGAAUAAGCUUUGAAGCAUUAGCUGAGUGAACCUUGAAUGGAGGAUGAACUAACUGCUCCACACCUUACACACACAAGUUGUUUUAAGCUUCAACACAUGGAGAAAUGUGAGUUUUGACACACCUUUCUCGGCUUAUUGAUAGUUGCUGAGUUGUGAUUAUAAUUUUCCUGCUCCUUGUUUCAUAUUCAAGCUUGUAUUGGUGUGUUUAUUUUUGUCCCUUAUGCACAAGCUCCUCCAAACCAAUUGUUCCUAAAGGGAUCAAUAAAGAUGCUUCAAUUGAAUUGAUUGAUGUUUAGGAGAUGGGAUUAGCUGUUGGUGAAUUUAAGGUUGAAGCUCUGUAGGCGGUUUUCAAGACUGAAGGUCCCUCAGCAGAUUUAGAGAAAAAACAGGUUACUCAUUGUUUUGUUUCCGUUAAUGUUAAUUUUGCAGUGAUUCAGCCGAAUUCUGAUAACCACAACAACCAAAGUACCACGGAAAACAGAUUGUACCACUUGAUAACAAGUGAUACGAGGAAAUUACCCUCCUUAUGAGACGGCGAAAAGGUCAAUGUUAAAACAGUGUGCUAAUCAAAUCUGAGCGCUUUAUAGUUUCCCAGUGUGAACUUCUUAUUUCUCUCGGAUGUGUCCUCAGGUGACCUACCGCGUGGUUCAGGUUACAGACGAUCAUUUAGAGGCUACAGCAGAUGGGACUGGAGCUGUGAGCGUCGUAUCCACGGCAGCAUUUGCUGGAGCCCCUCAGGCAGUAGCUCAGGUUUGUACACAGACAGUAAUGAAACUGAAGCAGCUGUAAAGAUGUUAUUUUUCUGACUUGUCUCUUGACUCCACUUUUAACAGGCUGUUAUCCAGAAUCCGUUCAGCAAUGGAGGCAGUCCUGCGGGGGAGACGGUUGGAGGGGAGACACGUUUUGCAUAUUUUCCUGCUGCAACUGUUAGCGAUGGAACAGCCACGGCCGUGUCGGUGCAGGCCACCACCGACCAGACCAUCACACAGGCGGGAGGUGAGGAGAAGGCCAGAGAGGAGCGACUUUUGAACACUUUCAAUUUGUUUUUUUUUUGUUUUUUUUGAUUGUCAAAAAAAUUUAUAAAAAUAGUUAAGAACGUGCAACCAAAAAAGGAGAAAAAGGUAACUCAGUAUUCCUUCAGACAAAAUCCCCCCUUUUUCGUCAGUGACCAUUGGAGCCACAGAAACACACACACACACACACACACACACCUGCCUCCCCCGCUCCUCUCCCUGCUCUCCUCUCUCCACCCGUGGUUAUACUGCUGCAGCACAUGUUGAAAAUACCUCCAUCUAUGGUUAAUUUUAGUAACAUCUUUUGUGUUACACAACGAUGUCUGCUUGUGGUGACAUGAAACUAACAGCUGUUUGAGGGGAGGGGCAGAGUGAACUGCUGAUAAGGGAAGAAAAAGUGCGUGUCUGUUGAACCUGAUCAGGCAGAAAAAAAAUCAACUUUUCAAAUACAAAUACAGCUUGAGUUUGACUUGACUGCAUUCAGAGGGUGUUCAUAGAGUACAGGACUGUGUAUAAAUUAUAAAACCGAGAGAGCGCGGCGUGCAGGAAAAGGACAGGAAGUUGGCAUUGAACCCGUACUGCCUGUCUGAGGCUCCCAGUCUCUGUGCACGGGGCCCAUAACGUGACCAUUAAACCAAACUGGUGCACCUGUGACUGUAUUUUGUCUCUUGUCAUGCAGGUCAGUUUUACGUGAUGAUGAGCCCCCCUGAGGUGCUGCAGACGACGACUCCCCGCACCAUCGCCCCACGCACACACACCUACACUGCGUGAGUAUUAAAAUAACACUUCUUGGCACCUUCAUCCCUCCCUCUGAAAUAACCAAAUCACCAUAAUCUCCCCACGUGCUUGGCCGGAUCCUCACCUCCACAUUUCCUCACCCCCUUUCCCCCCCUGUAACUGCACUGUGGAUUGGAUUUUCUUAAUCAUUGCCUCCCCUCUCUGGAAUGAUUGGUUUUGUCAUUGUGUGUAAAUAAAAAACAAAGAUACAAAAGCGAAUCAUUAUCCAUCAUUUAAAACAUCCAACAUCUGAAAAACCACACUCUGUCCUACUUACCUGCCAUCCCCAGAGACCUCGGUGAAAGCGAGAUGUUGCAGCAUGGCAGUACAAACUGGUGAGAAGAAUUUUCACAUACGCCCCCCACCCACCCACCCACCCACCCAGCCCCGUCAUGUGUUAGAGAGACAGAGGUUUGGGGGAUCACUGAUCAGUCCCUAGCAUCCUUGUACGUUGACAGUUUUGGUUAAAAGGCAGCUCUAGACAAACAACAACCAGACUCCUGUUUGCACAAAUCUAUCUGAUAGAUAUCUAUACAGCCUGUUAGUCUGUGUCCCUGAGAAAGAUCUCAGUUCUUACAUGAACCCGGGCUGUGUCCCCUUAUUACGAACAGUUAAAAAGUAGAGGUGAAAAUAAUAUCGCACUUUAUGAAACUCUGCUAUAAAUAGGGUUGGGUAUCGUUUGAUUUUGAAUGAUUCCGGUUUCAAAUCCGAUUCCUUGUUUUGAUUCCGGAUGAAUCCUGAGGUGUUUAAUCCUGUUGGUCGUUCACCCUCCUUUACAGGAUAUAACUGUUAUAUUAAUGUUGCACAGAGAUAAGAGUUCAUUCCUUCUGAUAAAGUUAGACAAACUUUAGACUGCCGCCGCUGUGGGUUACAAUGCUCUGUCUCUCUCUCUCUUUCUCUCUCUCUCUCUCUCUCUUCUCUCUCUGAGGCUUCGUCUCAUACGCUUCUUCCUCGUUGGUGUUUGGCGGCUAUUUCUUCCGGUCGGCGGACUUCGGCAUUGAAAUUUGGGAUCAAAAUUUUAAAAUUUGAACGAUUCCGGGAGAAUCAAAAUGUUAGUCCCGGUCCUCAAAGAUGAUCGGGACUCGAUACCCAACCCUAGCUAUAAAGACCAUUUUUAUCCGUCUAUACUUCUCACAGAUGUAUUCCACUUCAUUUUACAGUUGUGUCAUUGAAGUUUAUUGAGAAUCAUUUUUAUUUUAGCUGUUUUUAUAACUUUAUGUUCGUAUAUGGAUGCAUACACACAUUGCUAUGCUGCUUAGGCCUGCACUGCUGCCAAGCUUGAACUCAGUCUAUUAAUAAAUAAAGAAUCUUAAUGUUUUGUCAACCAGCUAAAAUAUGUGAUUUCAACAUAAUUUCACUGUCACAUUUGUCUUCCUGUCAUUGCAGGAAGGUGGAGGGUCCACGGGCACCCAGAGAUGAGAGACGAAGAGCCCAGCAUAAUGAAGGUAUUCCACUGAUGUUUGAAAGGCUUUUGUCCUCCUACCUGUAAUGAUAAUAGGUAACGGUUUAAAGAUACAGGAACUUCAAGCUUAUAAUUAGACUUAGACACAGUGUAGAAACUGUUUUCUGUGAAUCAAAGCUUGGCGUAACAAAUAAGAUUCUCACUCUUUCCCUUUUUUUGCAGUGGAGAGAAGACGAAGAGAUAAAAUUAACAACUGGAUUGUCACGCUUUCAAAAAUCAUCCCUGACUGCAGUAUAGACAGUAGAACUGGAGCGGUGAGUGCUGAGCCAAAGCAGUCCUUAAAACAACAUCCAAAAUUACGUAUGUUCAUAAUAUGUUUUGUCUGGAGACACUUUUUGUUGAGUUUAUCUAAUGUUGCUCCAUGAGUGACUCAGAGUUUGAUCAAAAGAUUUUUUCUGGUUUAGUCACUUGAGGGAAAGUCCAAGAAGAUCAAAGUGAAACAUUAGUUCCCGUAGAAAGGAAGAUAUGAGUCAUGUUGAACACAGAGGGUUUUUUUUAAAUGUGACUUCUGUGUUUUUCAGAGUAAAGGAGGCAUCCUGUCCAAAGCUUGUGACUACAUCCGAGAGCUGCGUCAGAGUAACCAGCGGCUGCAGGAGAGUUACAAAGAGGUGGAACGAGUGGAGAUGGACAAUGAGCUUCUAAGACAGCAGGUUCAUGUCCUUUUUCUUUAGUUCACUUCAUCCAAAUAAAAUCUUUAUGGCUGAAAUGGUGUUUAAUCAAACACAGAAUUCUCUGUAAGCAGCAUUUUUUCAACCCCUUUGGAGUUUUUGUAAAAUAUGACUGCAAAAGUGGGAAAACUCCAAGACCCGUAAAAAUACCGUAUUUUUCACACUAUAAGGCGCACUUAAAAUCUUUUUGGCCUGUCGGAGCGCUGCAGCUACCGUAGCCUCGUGGAGUUAUUGAAUGAGUUAAAUAAAGUUUGACUUAUCAGACUGUUUUGUUUGGCUUUAUGGGCUUUACAAUCCGGUGCGCCAGAAAAGCGUUUUCAACUAUAAAUGGGUCAGGCCUUAGUAUCCUGCUAUUGCUAGACUUAACUACUUUUGUGCUCACUAUGUAUUAAAAUGCGAGCAAGCAAGCUAAUUAAGUUGCUCCUUCUCUUACUAUUGACAUAAUAAUGUUUGUUUCUCUUCUAGAUCGAGGAACUGAAGAACGAUAACGCACUUCUUCGAGCACAGCUACAGCAGCAUGGCGUAGAAGUCAAUGGAGAUGCCACACCACAAUGAUUGUGGACUGGACAUGUAAACACCACAAAAACACAGUGUCGCAUCCUCCCACCCACCUGAACAAUACAAGGAAAGGAUUAACAAUGACAGACAAUUUCCAUCUGAAAUUGAACCACAGAAACACACACGCACAGGGCUUGCUGGAAAAAAACUGAAGGACUACAAACUGAAAACACCUCCACCUGUUUUGAGCAGUUCAAAGGCUGAGCGCUGUAACUGUGUAGCUAACUGAACCUCUCACCUCUGCUUCAAGGAAAUCAACCUCUUCACAGCGCCACCACCACUACCACGCUUGCACCAAGCUUACUUUUCACCUUAAACGAUGAACCUGCCACAAGGAGUUUCCUUUUAAUAAUUUCACCUUUUUAUUGCCCGUAAACUCUUACUCCUUCUUCCCUUGUUUUAGUUGAUAUUUGCUGUGUGUGAAACUACUAAAUGUGACAUGAAUGAUAGCUCGGAUUUCCUUUAAUUUAUUAGUCUUUAAAGAAUGUGAACAUGGAAAGAAAAGUUGAUCUCUGAAUUCACUCUUUCCCCUGCAACAAAACUGUGCUUUUACUGUCAGUGGAUCAUGUGUAUAUAUGGCUGAUCUAUGCGCAGUUUGAGGUCAGAUUUUCUGCCUCUCAAACCGGACACUCCAUGCACCAGGCAGAGCUCACAGACUAAAUAAACAAGUGUCUGAUGUUAGUAGAUAAAAACAAAUGUAAUACCUUUCAGAUGGUUGGAGUAAAGUCAGCUUUGAUAGCACAGGCUUGAAGGUUUUAUAUGUAGUGGGAGGCCUUAAUAGAAGCCUGUUGGAGAACCUAGGUGUUAAUAUAGCUCAGGUAAUUGGGAUAGUGCACUGGCAAGUGGUUCCCAAACCCAAUGAAGUCUUUACUAAUAGAGAUCUGAUCUCUGUUGUGUCCCCAUUAGGUGCAAUGUACAGAUAAAUGAGAGAGUGGGAAUGAUUUUCAAUGUGUUAAUCAUUUUUUAAUGGGCAUUAAAAUAUAGUUUGUUUGUAUAUCUGCUUAAUAGGUCACUGAUGUAAGGCACUGAAAGGGAGGAUCGGUUAUUAAGAGCUUUCGGGUUGGGACUGGCCUCUGUUUGGCCCACUGGUCCUGCUGCAGUUUAGUGGCUUUUUUUGCAAUAUUCCCUAAUACUUAAAAAAAAAAAAAAAUACUUUGGGAACCCUUGCUGGUGACAGAAGACCUCCAAACAAUAACUGUGGUCAUGAAUGUGCAAAUGGUAUUUUGGUAGCAAGUGAUGAAAACUAACCAGCUUUUGUCUACACUGAAAGUCACCACAGCAUGGAAAUAUAACCACUGGCAUGACUAAUUCUGAUACUACAAUAAAACAAGUGUUUAUACCUGAGUUUGGAUUGAGGUUUAAUC
Xyrichtys novacula (pearly razorfish) is the source of this 8530-nucleotide messenger RNA. Lineage: Eukaryota; Metazoa; Chordata; Actinopteri; Labriformes; Labridae. The record is from the annotation of a GenBank genome assembly.